Suillus subalutaceus is the source of this 1752-nucleotide messenger RNA. Its product is annotated as histidine phosphatase superfamily. Lineage: Eukaryota; Fungi; Basidiomycota; Agaricomycetes; Boletales; Suillaceae. Gene Ontology annotation, molecular function: phosphatase activity. The record is from RefSeq and is a predicted model, not a curated record. Gene Ontology annotation, biological process: dephosphorylation. Bases 240 to 1556 code for a protein of 438 amino acids. The transcript has 10 exons.
UGCUCUCCGCGAGCUUCUAUGCAUUGACUCCGUGCUGUCCCCUCCUUGCGUUUUCCAGGCCUUCUCCUUGCUCACCUAAUGUGAUCUAGACUCGUCGCUUAAACAAGUGCAAGGCAUACAAGCGCAGGGGCUGGCGUUCUACUAUGAUUUAAGGACAAGGAUUCCAACUGUCACAACAGAACAGCAGCACUCCUCCUCUCCAAAUCCUCAACCCUCACCGACUACCUACUAAUACCAACAUGACUGACGUUCUUGGUGUUCUCGUCAUUGCCCGCAAUGGUGACCGCACAGAGUACUACCAGGACCCCAAGACCUAUGAGAGCUCCUACACCGAAAGCACUGCUCUUGGUGCUGCCGAGUCUCACCAGCUCGGAUCCUUCCUUCGCUCGACCUACAUGUCCUCGUCUUCUCCUUCGUAUAUCGCGGACAUGAAAACCGACCUCGUGGACACCCAUGAGGUCCACGUCCACGCCAAGGCUGGCGGUGAGGGUACCGUGAUCUUUGACUCUGCUAUCGCCCUCCUCCAGGGUCUUUUCCCUCCCAACCCUGCCAACAAGAUCGUUCUUGCCAACGAGACCACCGUUAUUGCUCCCCUUGGCGGUUACCAGUAUGUUCCCAUCGAGACUGUCGAGCCUGGUAACGACAAGUCCCUUGAGCCAUGGACCGACUGUCCAGCUUUCGAGCAACACAUCUCCAGUGUCUACUCGUCUUCUAAGUUCAAGGAGACCGCAAAGGCUGCUGAUCAUUUCUACGGUGCUGUCAAGGACUACGUUUUCGGCCGCCCUACUACUCUCGAGAACGCUAUUUACGACUACAUCUCGACCGAGCUCUCACACAACAAGACCUACGCUCACCGCCUUCCCCCCACCUUGGUUGAGCAGGCUCGUGGUUUUGCUGACUUCCACGAGAACGCCAUCUUCUCGGACAAGGAUGUCGGUGGUAUUGGUAACUUGGCUGGCCGCACGAUCCUCCACACGGUCUUGGGCUCCCUCCAGCGGAUUGCAUUCAACGGCGACCCUCUGCAGUUCCUCCUCAUUGAGACCUCCUACCAACCUUUCAUCUCCCUAUUCCACAUGCUUGAGAUGGUCAAGGAGAACCCUGAGCUUGGCGGUAUCCCGAACUACGCUUCUGCUCUUGCCUUCGAAGCUCCGAUCAAGUUCAAGAACGGUACCAACGGCGACUUCGAGACCUACCAUGCUUUCGGCCACAGGUCUGACAUUGCUGCAACGGAAUUCAUCUACAGGAUCGAGAACUAUGCCAUUACCAGCCAGAAGCAAUGGGCCGCUGCUUGCAGCUCAGGUCUUGAUGAUGACUUUUUCCACAUUGGCUCCCAAAACGCGAUCUCCAGCACUGUCUUUGCCAUUCUGGCUGCUAUCUUCCUCCUCGGCAUGUUCGUCCUCUCCAAAUUCGUCAAGAGCGCCCGUGCCAAGGCUCAGAGCACUCGCAUCCGCCUUGCUGACGAUGAGGUGACCAGUACCCCCAAUUACGGAACCCUUUCCAACAACGUCGUCGCUCAGCCCGCUUCCAUGAGUGAGAAGCAGCGCCUUCCGUUGUAAGCGCCGGUCCAGUAGGAAUCGGAGAGGUUGAAAAAUAUCUUUACUACAUGCUGCAGCGGGGUGGGCUUCUUUUUUGAUUGGUUUCUGGACUGUAUCGCAUUGCUUCAUAGACUCUAGUCACAUUUUCUUCUCGUUUGCAAUAUGUCACAUGGGACUGGGUCCCUCAUAGUUAGAAAAAUUCACGCAUUUUCUCGAA